CUUCCGCUCCCUCAGCUGUUCCCGCUCUUCCUGGCGCGUCCCUAGUAACGGUCAGGGGGCGGAGCCGGGGCUGGAGGGGUGAGUGAGGCGCUGGACAGGGCAUGGAGGAGGCGGCGGCUCGGGGAACAGAGAAGCCGGAGGGACCGGACGGAGCUACUCUGAUUGCCAGCACACCUCCAGUUUCACGGUUUUGUCUCGUGGAAGAAGACGUGAGUCAGAGCAGCAGUCCUGCAACCCAAAUCUCCAGUGCCAGCGGCAUCUCUCUGGGGGAAGUCAUCAGGCAGUCUGCCAGUAAGGGUAUGGAGUCCUGGUACCAGCUGCCAGCUGAGGAGGAUGCCAGUAACUUUAUGCCGCCAUUUAGUGAGACCGGGGCUUUCGCCAAUCAGACGGAGUUCCCUACGGUAGAGGAAGGAACAUUACAUUCAGAACCAGAUGAGACAAAGGGGCAAGCUCUGGGCCUCAUGCACUCACUACAGUUUGAGACCCAGGACAGCCAACUUUCUCCUUGUCUCCCACUUCUGAUUUCCACCUCCACUCAGGGGCACAAGCUUUUUGAUGAAACCCUGUACCAGCAGAGUGAACUGGAAUUUGCACCUCUCAGUGGUUCCCUUGAUAUAUCUGAAUUUCCUGGGCAAACAUCAAAGCUCCUGCUGAUAAGCGAUGCACUAACUCUGGCAGCCAAGGAGGUUUCAGAGGAUGUCGCUGAUGUCACACAGACCCAGAAUCCUCUCCCUUUUAGCACUGAGGGAGACCAUGACUCCACAAGCCUGCACUACCUAUCGCAGCACCCAUUACCUUCUUCCCUGGAGGAUGUCGAUUUUGUUCAGUGGUCUCACACUAUUUCUGAGAGCACAAAAUCUGAAGGCUUGCAAGCAGCUGCCUAUAAUAAGCAAACUGCUCCUCCCUUACAGAAUCUGGACAUGGUUUUCAGCCAAGAAGAUGGUUCUUUUCUGGAUAGUAGUGUGCCAGCUCCUGUGUUGCUGGAGCUCCUAGAGAAGGAAGUUGGAGUAUCGGGAAGCAGCGAGGUAUCUUCUACAAGUAGCUCUACUGAGAACAUCUCAAACAAAAUGGCAGGAUUUCGUUAUACUCAUCAGGAUCUACAUUUAGGGGAGCAAAUUUACAGUGAUUCUCAGCCCCAAAGGUUGGCCGGCUCAGGGAAAAUAUCAGAACAAUAUCUACUCGAAGGUGAAACCUUUCAAGAUUCCAGUGAAAUAGAUUUUAAUAUGGAAACCUUAAAAGAUGGUGAAAGCCUACAUCCGAAUACGAAUAGGUCCCAUCCUUCUGGAAUAACUGUACGCCUGUCUAAUGGGCCGCCACCUGUGCUGGGGAAAGAUCUUCACAAACAACUGUGCACUGAAAUCCAGCAACGGUACAAAGAGAGAAUGUUGUUGAAAUCAAGUGAGGGUCUGAAUGAGAAGGGGGCCACACAUGAUAUAUCUUCUGUGACGGAAGCCUCCACAGAUCCAAACAGCGGGAGAGACGACACUGUAGUGGAAGUGCUGUCAAGCGUCGCUAGGAAUGAGAUGACUAUUUCCUCACGCUGUAGCAUUGAGAGGGGGCACAAAGAUUCGGAGAUUUCACCAAUUGUAAACCCAACAGCAGUGGACAGCUCCUUCAUUGGGCGACUGGCUUAUCCCAUCUCUCAGUCCACUCCCGGAACAUUUACAGGGAAAACUGGCAGAAACCAGCUCACUGGCAGACUGAUGCAAAUUAAAGCCAAACUUACAGGCUCUAACAUGUCUUUAAAUGAGGAGCCCCCUAGUAACACCCCUACAGCACCUGUAUCAACAAAGCCACAAUCUUUGCAGAGUAGCCGUGGUUAUGCUGAGAGCAGUGAUUCUCAAACAUCCCUUUCCCCAGACAGACGCAGGAUUCAGUCACUCCCAAGUCUUAACUACAUUGAAAAAGUUGGGGCUUGGAACACCAACCAGUCCUUUGAUGCCUUAGUUCUCCGUGGCUUGACAGGUAUAUCCCCUAAAAAGAAAGCCUUUAAUGCAGUGGCAGACUCUUUAAACCACAUUCUGUCCAAGCAGUCAGGUAGUGCUUUGCCAAAGAGUCGGCUUUCUGCCUUGUCUAGGGCAACUGGGUCUAUGAAUAAUUUGACCGCCACAGAGACUGAGGCUUCUGGCAACCCUCAGCUUAUUAGGUCCCAGUCUUGUACUUCUGUUCCAAUGGGAAGAGCAGACACUGAUAUACAAGAUAAAUCGGUCACACCAGUGACAGAGGGCAGCGACAGGCUGGCUGAAUCACAUGAUGCGCAGACAGUUGGUUCACAUUCUGAUGAAGUAGUUCCUCUGGAUUACACAUCUCCGGAGCAGCCCGUUGAUUAUAAAGAGGCUACAGAAAAGGCAAGCAGUGGUCAAAAAAGCACCUCUCAAACACAGCAGCCGAAAGGAGAUGUUGGCGGCAGCCUCGUGGCAAUGGAUCGCUUCAGUGAUGUUUCUUCCAAUAAUGAAUUCUUAACCAGCUCAGGUUCAAGUGGUCGCACAAACCAGAUGCAUUCGCUGACAAGUUUAGAAUUGGACAAUUUUGUCCCUCUUUGGCCGCCGCCUGUUAAAACACCAGAGGAAGUGAAAGAGAUCAACAUUGAAGAAAGGAUACCGACUUAUCUCCGCAACCUUGGCAUAGACCAGUCGCCCUCUACCAUACUAACGCCCUUUGCUCUAAAAGGACCAAUUAGGGAACCCGAGUUUUCACCUUCUGACCUGAGGACAAUAAAAGGGUCGACUGCCACCCCGAACAGAAGCAUGCGUUUUUCUGAAGGAGGCUCUCAGAGUGCAGCUGACAUCUCUCAAUCCAGUGUCUAUUCGACUGCAUCUACAACAAGUGUGUCAAUACCCAUGGCUUCAGAUACUGGCCAGGAUUCCCCUCUUCUCUUCGUGGAAAUGUUCUCCCAGUUUAGCUCAAGAUCAACUGGGGAUAGACCAGUUAGCCAGUGUGAUAUGACCACACGCUUUGGAGAAGACAAUGAGACUCUUCAGUGUGGUCUGAAAUCCAAGGACGUAGCAACAGGAAUAGUGGCCAGUGAGUUUCAGUCUGUGGAAAUCCCUGCAGCUCCACCUUUAUCCAUGGAGCUCCAAGGUGACAUGGAAAACCCUGAGGCAUUAAAUAGGGUUAAACAGCUCAUCGGUCACUUUGAAUGUAAAACUAUUAGUCCAGAUCGGCAUGUCUCCAAUACAUCCGACAUUGAAGCUGCAGAUUUCUUUGGCAUGGCACCAGUAUCUGUGACUCCGCUGCAGAAGCCAGCCUCUGCAGAUUCAUUUGGCUCAGCGUCUGUAUCUGGAAUCCCCUUGCAGAUUCCAGCCUUGGAUGAUUCAUAUGGCUUGGUGGCAGUAUCUGGGAUCCCUUUGCAGAAGCCGACCUCGGCAGAUUCAAUCGGCUCAGUAUCGGGGAUCCCCUUGCAGAAGCCAGCUUUGGAAGAUUCAUUUGGCACGGUGUCCAUAACUGGGAUCCCUUUGCAGAAGCCAACCUCAGCAGAUUCAUUUGGCUCAGUAUCUGGUAACCCAUUGCAGAAGUCAGCUUUGGAAGAUUCAUUUGGCAUGGCGUCUGUAUCUGGGAUCCCUUUGCAGAAGCUAGCCUUGGCUGAUGCAUAUGGCUCCUUGUCCGUAUCGGGGAUCCUGUUGCAGAAGCCAGCCUCAGCAGAUUCUUUCAGCUCAGCAUCAGUAUCAGGGUUUCCCUUGCAGAAGCUAGCCUUGGAUGAUUCGUAUGAAUCGGUGUCUGUAUCUGGGAUCCCUUUGCAGAAGCUAACCUCAGCAGAUUCUUUCUGCUCAGUAUCACAGAUUCCCUUGCAGAAGGCUGCGUCUGCAGUUUCAUUCAACUUUGAGUCAAUAUCUGGUUUUCCUGUGCAGAAGCCAGCUUUGGAUUGUGUAAAUGAUUCAUUUGUUGGUGCAAAGACUCUGAAGGAGAUACGGAAACUGCUGGCAGAAGCUGACACUGUUGGUCUGGAUGAGUUGGGUCAUAGCUACUCACUGUCUUCUCAGGUUAAAGGUAUUCCUGGCUCUUCUUCAUCAAUGUGGCUGAAAUCAGAUGACUCCAUAGCUCCCUCUGAAGUGGAUACAAGGUUUACAAGCCUGGGACAUGGUCGAGUGCCAGAGAUAUCAUGGGAUACCUCUCUAAGAAGCAGCCUUAAGUCUGACAAAGAUUCCCCAGUAAAUGUGGGUUGGGAUGAUUCUCUAGCCAGCAUUGACCAAUUUAAAGAUAGCAUAGAUUUGGAAAACAAAUUAGAAGGCCAAAACCAACCCAUUGCACAGUUAAAACAAGAAAGACUGUUUGAGAGAUCUGAGCCUGAAGGCUUUAGUGAAGUGAUGAAUGUUAAUAAGGGCCAAUUGUAUCCUCCCUUACACAAUGGCAGUUCUGGAGCCACUGAGGGCACCUCAGGCCUUCUCCGAAACGUUACAAGUGUCGUAGGAGGUUUGGAAAAAGCCUUAGCCAAGACUGCUCUGUCCUAUGGACGAGCAAAAGAGGAGGUGACAGAAAGUGAUGACAGCAGCGCUGACUCUCUGGCCGGGCGAGUGAAAAGUCUGCUAAAGAAAGAUUCAUCAUUGAUGAACAAAACACGGACAGGGACCAGAACUGAUGGGAAUGAGACAAGAACACGCGCUUCUGUGCAGUUGAAACUGGCCAAUCGUUCCUCCAUUGCGGAGACAAUUCUGAAUGAGGAGGACAGGAGGCGUAUAGAAGAGAUCAAGAGAGAGUUAAUGGAGGGGGCAAAGGAAUCGCAGCUGGGGCAGAAUGCAUUCCAUGCUGACGGGAUGGCAUCUGAUCACUGGCUGAAGUCGGAACCUUUUCUUUUACACCUGACUCCAUCACCUGACCUCAGUCAGUCCAAUCAGAGAACACAGCCUGAAGUGAUGGAGGGAGCUCCUGAAUCGUUGGCGCCGCUUACAACGCCUGGAACAUUGUACAAAGUGAAUGGUGAAACCUCUGGGAAUGAGGAGUGUCAGCGGUUGGGAGAGCCCUGUGUUCCCCCGCUACUGCAGUUGUCAGAUUUGGGUCCCAGAGAAGCGGCUGCUGCACAGAGGGAAUUGAGCCAGCAGGGGGCUCCACAGUCAAGUUGGGAAUUCUCCAAGCCUGUAACAUCCAUUACAUUUUCCUCACGCAAACGUAGCUCCCCUCUUUCCCUUUCCUCCAGUUCCGAAAGGGGGUAUCCCACAGAAAUACCCCCCGUUGGGACUGACCCUCAGAAACUGAUCCCCAGUGCAGCAGCUAAGUCUCUUUGUGUACCAGACAAUUGCACACCUGUGCUGGAUGCACAAAAUACAGCAGUCCCCCAGCUGCAACAUAGACAUUAUCAACACACUCCUGACUCAUCACAAUGCGCUCAUCAUGGACAAAGCACUGAUAAUGAGAGCAGCCCUGCACUUCCAAGCACUCCAAGACUCCAUGAUGUUCCUCUGGUUGUUUCCAUAGAUCAGAGCUCCCAUUCAGUCCAAGCGGAUGGACAAAGAUCAGAUACUGAGGGGAAUGAAGAGAGAGUCCGUUCCUCUGCAGAGCCGUUUAUUUCAGCCGCUUCCAGCCCAGCUAAAAAAGCCAUAUCUUGUGUUCACGUUCAAAUCUCCCCCAAACGGGAGAACUACAAGGAACUGCACUUUGGGCCAAAGCUCCUCACUAGCUCUGCGUGUGUUAAUGAUUUGGCUAAUGACAAGCUCCAGGCAGAGGAACCUGAUCUCUCUGCAUCAUGUGCUACAAACUUGCAAGGGAAGGAGGGGACAUUAAUUAAACAAGAACAUGCUGAUGAAGAACUAAAAUUCUCUUCCCCACAGUUUCACCCAAAGCCAGGCGGCAGUUGCACUACUCGGCCGAUUGCGAGCACCCUCACUACACCAGAGAGUGCAGCACCUGUGCAGUUCAGCCGCAUUCCCUUACAUGAUGCAACAACGCAGAUAACCACAGAGAGCCCAGCUAAAACAACCUUCUCUGCAGAGAUCUUUAUUGACAGUAGAGAGAAGGAGAUAAUAUCCAGGUCUUCGGAUGCAACUGCCAGCACGACUCCAGAGAGGCAACCGCCAUACUCUGCCCGGCUCUCCCCAGCGACUGAUCAACCUUUGCUCGUGCCGUAUAGACCUCACGGGAGCCCUGAGUUGUUCUAUGUUCCCUAUACUGAUGGAUUAUCCAGGAUCUCUCCUGUCAGCACCAUAGAGAGCUCCCACACAGGCUCCAAUGAUGCAGUUUCACCCAAAUUUCCAGCGGAAGUGCUGGGCUCAGGCACAGACAGCCUGUCAGAUUCAGCAAUGGUGCUGCAUAGAGAAGGCAUCUACAGCAAAGGCUCCAGUCCCAAGCUGGCUUGGAAACAAAGAACAGCAUCACAUACGGCAAAUGCUUUGGAGACUUCACCGACAAGGCCGACUAUGCGACAUGCUCUGGAGCAAGAUCCAGAGCAUCAGACGGAUUCCUUUACUGCUCUUACACAAAGAGACUUGAGUUUUGAACUGAAUUCCAGGUUAGAUCAUCAGAGGGAAAGCCAGACUGAGGAAAAUGAAUUCUUCAGCUUAAAGCCAGAAAUAGAUCUCAGCAGAGAACAGCGAUAUGAUAUGAACAGUCCAGCUGAAAGUUCUAUGCUGAGAAAAGCUAAAAGUAUUUCUGCUCCUUUUACCAAGAGUUUUCAGAGUCCAGAAGUCACUGGCCGGAGACCACAGCGUGGGCAGGUCUCUUUAUAUUCACUGGACGGCAGUUCUGUCACUGAUAAUGGUGAGCAUUCCCUUACUAGAGCCCGCUACAUGUCUGUGACCCAAGAGUCUUAUGACCAUAAACACUUGCACAAAUCCCAGCCGAAUGUGAAUCAGAGCGAUGACUCCGAGCAGAGCCUGGAUGAUCUCUGGGCUCGUUACACAAACAGGAAAAAGCUUGAGCAGUCAGAAACCAAGAGCAAUCACGAACUUUCACUGGUGGAGAGGCUGGAUCGCCUGGCCAGGCUCAUUCACAAUUCCUCUUCCCACUCUCUACUCUCGGCAAAGGAUGAACCACUUGCUGACCUAGAGCAAAACAAGAACCGUGUGAAAGAGAGAAGCUGGGAGGGCAGUGGCAAAAAAGGAGAAAGAUGGUAUGACAUGAAGCUCUCAGGAACGGACCCCCGUGUAAGGGAAGGAUAUUCACUGAAUGAGAUGGAGGAUUCGAAUUCAGCUGAUGAGACGUCUGUAGGCUCAGGCUUCUACCCACUGCUACGAAGCGCCAAAUCAGACAGCGCUUCUUACCAAACAGAAACAGCUACACAAACAGGCAGCGAGGUGACUUCACAGACAUCAGAAUCCAGCUCUGUAGCCACUCUCAACACAGUAUCCAGCUCUGUAUCUACCAUAGACACUGUGCGCCUUAUAAACGCCUUUGGUCCUGAGAGAGUCGUUCCAUCAUCCCGGCUCUCACGCUUGUAUAACGCCAUCGACCAUCAGAAGAGACGCUCGGAAGAAAGCACAGGCAAGCACAGCAGGAAUUCUGCCACCAGAACAGACACGGGGGAGCUUCACAGAAACGUAUACAAGACCCCAGACUCUGCAUCUUCUGUCUCCACCUCUGACAACUCUUGGCAGCCAAGACCAGUCCUCAAAAACAAAAGGAACAACAAAUACGUGAACAAAGGUGUCCAGGCAGGAAAUCUGGAAAUUGUGACUAGUGCUACAAAGAGAAAGACAAGGGAUGUUGGCACAGUUUUUCCAUCGCCGAGAUGGGAUCCCCAUGAACCUCGCUCCCAGGGGCACAUCGAGAAGGAAGAGCGUUCCUGGGGCAGCAACGUCUUUACUAAGCGGGUUGGGAGCACCAGGCAGGGCACAGCACAAGGGCUGAGUUGGUUUGUUCCAGCUGAGAACUUGAAAUCUGACCCAAGAAAGGAAAAUAGGUCUGACAUCAAGAAAGCCCCCAGUGUAAGAUGGUACGAGCCUGUGACCGAUGCAAAACCCUGGAGGGAACCCCUGCGAGAGAAGAACACGGAGGAACGGUUCCUGAAAAGAGUCGGCGGUCAGCUGAAUGGAUCCCGCUUGGAUCCCCCUGAGAACAAGGCACUAAGGCCAUUUGCCAAAGUUACUCUGCAGGAAUCUCUGGAGACUCACCGACCCGAUUUCAUAUUCCGCUCCGGAGAGCGGGUGAAGCGCUUGCACCUUCUUUCGGAGGAGCGCAAACUGCAGACGGUGUUCCAUAGUGAAAGAGAGAAACUUUUCAACCAACCAGCAAAAGCCGGGGAGUGGGAGACGCAGCAGCAGCAGCUGCAAGACUACAGAUUAAACCAGAAAAACCGAAUGAUCCCUAAGAAGGAAAUGGUCCAGCACGCCAAAAGGAUUUAUGAGCAGCUCCCAGAAGUGAAGAAAAGGCGAGAGGAAGAGAAGAGGAGACGGGAGUAUCAGUCCUAUAGGCUGAAGGCUCAGCUCUUCCAGAAGAAAGUCACAAACCAUGUGCUGGGAAGGAAAACCCCCUGGAACUGAUGGAAGCACCUGCCUUACAAAUGACCUUUGUCUUCCCCUUAUGGCCAGUAAAAAUCACAAACUCCUCCCACUGUUGUGUUGUCUCUGUUGUGUUUCUCUUGGUUCCUGACAUUUUAUGGGAUGUACUUUCCACCCUGUUUAUAAUUGUGUUUGUACUCACUUUGUGUGUAAAUAGAUGUGAUAAGCUUUAUUUUCUAUAUAUUUAUAAGAGGAGAAGUAAUUUAUUUUUUAGUUUUCUACCUACAGCAACUGAACGCGGCUAAUAUAAUAAUAUUAAUGUAAUUUGCUCAAUAAAUUCUAAUGGGUUC
Messenger RNA from Xenopus laevis (African clawed frog), 8716 nucleotides. It is a transcript of the gene alms1.L, whose product is annotated as ALMS1, centrosome and basal body associated protein L homeolog. The record is from RefSeq and is a predicted model, not a curated record. Gene Ontology annotation, cellular component: centriole; centrosome; cytosol. Gene Ontology annotation, biological process: regulation of centriole replication. The coding region runs from base 102 to 8408 and encodes 2768 amino acids. Gene Ontology annotation, molecular function: microtubule binding. The transcript has 19 exons. Lineage: Eukaryota; Metazoa; Chordata; Amphibia; Anura; Pipidae.